Molecule: messenger RNA, 4719 nt
Organism: Salarias fasciatus (jewelled blenny)
Lineage: Eukaryota; Metazoa; Chordata; Actinopteri; Blenniiformes; Blenniidae
Product: GTPase IMAP family member 7-like
Exons: 1
Coding region: 1343-2254 (303 amino acids)
Molecular function (GO): GTP binding
Source: RefSeq, a predicted model, not a curated record
GUUUUUGCCCCCACCACCACUCUGGCUGCAGCUGUCAGCUGCUUCUUGAGCCCCAUGAGCCAACAAGACUCAGUAGGACUCCUUCUUCAGCUUGACGGCAGCCCUUACUUCCUGUGCUCACCACUGGGUUCAGGGGUUACCGCCACGCCAGGCACCGGAGAUCAUACAACCACAGCUCUGCGUAGCACUCCCAGAGGUGGGAGUUGAAAACCCUGCUGACACAGGGUUCCGCCAGACGUUCCCUACAGAACCUCACAACAUGUUUGGUUCUGCCAAGUCUGUCCGGUUUCCUCCUUCGCCAGUGAAGCCAACUUACCACCAGAUGGUGAUCGGUCCACAGCUCUGCUCCUCUCUUUACCCGAGUGUCCAAAACAUGAGGCCGUAGGUCAGAUGAUAUGACAGCAAAUUCCAUUAUUGACCCCCAACACUAGGGUGUCUUGGUGCCAAGUGCAUUUGUGGACACCCAUGUAGCCUAACAUUGUGUUUGUCAUGGAAAUACUUUGACUAACACAGAAGUCUAAAAAUAGAAAACCAAGCUGGUUCAGAUCAGGGAGACUGUGCGACCCAAUCACCUCCCUCCAGGUCUAACUGUCGCUGUCCACGUGGGCCUUGAAGUCCCCCAGUAGGACAGUGGAGUCCCCAGUUGGGACACUGUCCCAGGGACUCCAGGAAGGCCAGGUACUCUGCACUGUUGCUCAGCCCAUAGGCUGAGACAACAGUGAGGCACCUAUCCCUGACCCAAAGGUGCAGUGAUGAGACCCUCUCGUUCACUAGGGAGAUCUUCAACACAUGGCAGAUGAGCUGUGGGGCUUUAAGCAACCCCUCACCACCUUGGUGCCUCUCACUGCGGGCAACGCCAGAGAAGAGGAGAGUCCAGCCCUUCUUGAGGGGUUGGGUUCCAGAACCCAGGCUGUGUGUGGAGGUGAGCCCAACUAUAUCUGGCCGGGACCUCUCAACCCCUCACAAGUUCAGGCUCCUUCGCCUCUGAUGAGGUGACAUCCCAUGUUCCAAGAGCCCCUCUUUUUGUCUGGGGACCGGGUCACGUGGCACCCUGCAGCCGGCUGCCACCCAAUCCACACAGCACCCGGCCUCUACGGUUCCCUCGACGGAGGGUGAGUCUGUCGGACCUGUGUCGUCCCUUCAAGCUAAGACCUGCCAGGUGGGCAAAUGCCCGGCCACGCAUGCAUUCGAGUCCCAACCUCUGAGCCUGGGUCCAAGGUGGGGUCCUUUUUGCGCCAUAGCAGGCGACGUCGCAGUUGUUGUUCUGGUAUUCAUCAUAGGGGCUGUUGUGACCAUACUGCAGUCCAUCUUUACUCCAUUUUAAAUUGCUUUAAUAAAACACAUGAUUAAAGAUCCAGGUAUGCUUGAACAGAGUCUUUUUUCUCCCUCAGAGUCAAAGCGGAUCAUCCUGCUGGGAAAAACUGGCAGUGGGAAAAGCAGCCUCGCUAACACCAUACUUGGAGAGAACUUGUUCACAGCACAUCAUUCUUCUGUUUCUGGAACUGCCACAUGUCAAUCUGAAACCAGAGAUGUCAGUGACAGAAAGAUCACUUUGGUCGACAUGCCUGGUUUUUUUGACACAGAAAGGUCAGAGGAAGAUUUGAAGCCUGAGAUCAUGAAGUGCAUUACAGAGUGUGCGCCUGGAAUUCAUGCCUUUCUCAUUGUGCUGAAAGUUGAGAGAUUCUCAGAGCAGGAGCAAGAAGUCAUCAGCAGAAUAUAUGAGUAUUUCUCUGAAGAUGCUCUGAAAUACGCCGUGGUCGUCUUCACUUUUGGUGACCAGCUACCUGAAGGGAUGAAAAUCGAGGAGUUCGUCAGACAGAAUCAAAAGCUGAGAGACCUGGUGAACGGGUGCGGUGGACGGUGCCACGUCUUCGACAACAAAUACUGGAACGACAACACGCUGCAGAACGACUACAGGAGCAACCGCUUCCAGAGGGAAGAGUUACUGAAGACCAUCAACAAGCUAACGGAGGAAAGAAACGGCCAAUGCUACACCAACGACAUGCUGCAAGCUGUGGAGAGAGAAAUCCAGAGAGAGAAGGAGCAAAUCAGGCAGUCAUCUCCAAAAAAUCUGCCACCGGAGGAGAUCAGAAACCAGGCCAAAAGCAAAGUGGCAAACAGAUUUCUGAUCAAACUGGCCAGGGUCACAACAGGGGUUUUGUUGGGAGCUUUGUUUGGCGUAGAGGCUCUGGUUAGAGCAGUUACAACAGUUGUGACACAAAUACCUCAAACAAAAAACCUUGUAAAAAAGUAAAUAUGUUAAUAGGAGUGUCACCAGCAGUGUCGGGAUCUGCAGCAGUGUCGGCAGGAGGGAACGCAGCAUUAGUUGUUGGAGCAGCUGCCGCCGUCUCGGCUGCAGCAGGGGGAGUUGUGGGCGGUGAUAUUGGACAUGAAGCAGCUCAGGAUGCAGAAACAGUGUGGGAUGCAGUGACAAAGGCGGGAACAGCUUUAACAGAAAAAAGAAGAAACGUAAUGUCGUUUUUCAAAGAUAUGCCUUGAGAAGGCCACACAUUAAAGCCUGGAGGAGAAGAUGUUCAUACUGACCCACCUCACUUCUUUAGGUUAGACACAGCCACACCACAAACAUUUCAUAUCUACAUCUCACCAGUUAUUUACUUUAAAAUUCAUUCAUUUUCCUUAAUCUUCCUCUGUUUAAAUGGAGUGCACACAUUUCCACAUUGAAAGAUUAUCAUCACAUUUUAUGUUUGCAAUGAUUCUUUCUUUUUGAGUCACCCUGCUGGUGAGAGCUUCCAUCCUGGAGACCAGAGGAUCUUCAUAAAUUUGAUUCAGAAUUAGAGAAAUAUGUUUUUGUCAUAAAAUGUGGAUAAGUUAUAGAAAAACAUGUGAAAUGCACCAGAAUUAUGGGAAAACAACUGUGUAAAAAGCAGAAGUUUACUGGAGGGGAAACGUUUUAAGGAACUUAUGUAAAUCUUUGACAGAAAGUCUCAACUUGAGUAGAAAAAACUUCUCUGAGAAACACAGAAGAGUUGAGUAUCAGAAGAAUCUACAAAUGAGGCCACAGACAGAGACUUUGAAAGCAGACCUGCAUUGAUCUUUCUUUAUUGAAUAAAUGUUGAAGUGAAAUUAUUAAAAAAACAUUCUGUCACCAUGCCUCCCAAAAUUUUUAGUGUUUUUUUUUUCUUUUCCUUUUCUUGUUCAAUGCUGUCUUUUACAUUGUUAAAUUUUCAUUCAUUAUUUAUUAAUUAUUUCUUUUACUUCUGGAAUUGUUAACCUUAAGCUUAUAGCUGUUAACCUUGACCUUAAGCUUUAAAAAUUUUGAAAAUAUGAAAUUUAUUUCUUUGUACUUAAAAUUCAUCAUUACAAUUUUCUCAUCCAUAAACAGUCUUUUGGAGAUUUGUAAUUUUUUUUUUUAAUAUAUUUUUAAAUUUCUUUUUAGCUCAAUUUCCAAUUCUAUUCUGUUUUUAUUUCCUUUAGCAAUGUAUUGUUGUUUUUAUUUCAUUAUUUUGCUUUCAUGGGUUAGAAAAUCUUCCUUUUGUACCUUUUGUAGCUUUCUGUACCUUGUGUAGUUCUGUGUGUUUUAAUCCUUUAAAGAUGAAUUUCUCAGCCUCUCUCUGAAGGUGUUAUUCAGCCACAGCUGCUCAGACAGGAAACGUCUUCUCUCGUCAGCUGCAGUGAGCGGAAAUCAGAAUGAUUAAAUCAGAUGAGGAAACCGUUUCAUUGAACUGUCCAAAGUUAACUCAGAGUUAGUAAGAGUUCAUAUAUUGUUGAUUUUGUGAUUCAAUGCUUUCUAUUAUAAUCAGUUUUAAUCUGCUGGAGUCACUGCUGCUCUGCUUUACCUUCACCAACACAUUAAUAAAGAUGAUGAUCAUGGAAUUACAGGUUAUCCUUGUAUGUGUGUGUGUGUGUGUGUGUGUGAUGGACAGCUGUCCAGGUGUAUCUGAUCUCCACAGUAAACUGGAUCACCUGAUCAGAAGACGGAUGGAGGAGCAGCUGCUUUAAACACCAGUAAAUGUUAAAGAUUAAAGAAAUCGAGGUUGAAAAUGCAAUAAACAAAACUGCUUCAGAAAAGAUCCCUGUUAUUUAAAACUGUUAAAAAGCAAAUUACCUGCAUGAUUUCUUCUGAAAUGUUUUCUUGAAAUGAGAGUUUUGCUUCUUUAUAAACAUCUUCUUUUGACAUUCCUCCAUCACUAAUCUGACUUUACUGAGCUGUGAUUGGACGGACUGAGAAUCUGAAGCUGCAGGAAUAAACACGAAUAAAAUAAAUAAAAAGGAAUAAAAUUUCCCAAAUCUAACUUUUCUGUGUUGUAAUUCUCCUCACUUCAUCCUCCUCUGUUCUUCUUCUCAUGGUUUUAUUUUGGGAUUUCAUUUGUUUUUCUCUUCUUGUCUUCAGUUUGUUUUUCUGUUCCAGCUUCCUGAACACAUUAAAAAAAAACCUCUUUCUGGUCAUAUCAAGUAGUUUCGCAACGACACAGUAGCUGAAAGGUUUCCUGAGGCUAUGAAGGAAACUCAGAAGUGACUCAUGUGAAAAGCUUUUCUGGAGGAUCGGAACGAGCCCGAGGCUGAUCUGGAGCAGAAUCAAGACCAGAACAGAAGACCGGACCGAGCAGGACCAGGAUCCAGCGGGACAGGUAGAGAGUCCAGCAGGCCUUCUGGGAAACAAUCACCUUCAUCCUUUGACUUUUCUGAGUCACUUUUAAUUGAGUUAAAUAUCAUUUAUAUGUAAUUUAAACAAACAAAAAAAAGGUUGGAAAGCCAAAC